This is a messenger RNA of Pelobates cultripes (western spadefoot toad), 171 nucleotides long. Lineage: Eukaryota; Metazoa; Chordata; Amphibia; Anura; Pelobatidae. The record is from the annotation of a GenBank genome assembly.
AUGCUGCACGCCUCACUCAACUAUGGAGAAGUCAUAUCCAGAACAAUGCCCAAGCUGGACAAAAUCUUUAACGACUUCUGGAAGAAGUCAAGCAAUCUGUACCUGCCCAACAAGCCUCGCGAGUUCACUCGCCUGAGGGCCCUCCCCGACGACUUCAGAUCCAGCCCUUAG